Molecule: messenger RNA, 482 nt
Organism: Camelina sativa (false flax)
Lineage: Eukaryota; Viridiplantae; Streptophyta; Magnoliopsida; Brassicales; Brassicaceae
Source: RefSeq, a predicted model, not a curated record
UCAGAGAGAUUCGGAGACAUUUGCAGAAGAAAUUGGAAGAGAAAGAAGAAGAAGAAGAAGAAGAUGUUGAGAACUCGACUUCUUUGGUUUACGCUUGGGUUUUCCGUCAGCGGAGGUUCCAUUGCUCAUCUCGUGUGGCGUAAUCUCUAUGCAGAACGUUUCGCUAUUACUUCUGAUAUGAAGGAGAAAUUCAAUGCUCUGGAAGGUAGAGUUUCGGGUUUGGAGUCGUCUGGUGGUUAUGAGAAUCCGACUCCAGCUCAGGCUGAGAGUUGAAGACUCUUGGAAACGACUUACCUUUUGACCCUCGAGAUUUGUUCUGCAAGCUACGAGCAAGACUUACAUUUGUGUUACUAAACAUUCGGCUUCAUUUAUUACAAGAAAUGGUUUAGUAGUUUUGUUUCAUUGUAAGAAGAGGUUUGUAUGAGAAAUGCAUCACGGAUGUGCGCUUCUACCUUCUAAUCUCAAACCCUUUCAGCAUAAAA